Messenger RNA from Cajanus cajan (pigeon pea), 780 nucleotides. RefSeq lists its product as uncharacterized. The record is from RefSeq and is a predicted model, not a curated record. Lineage: Eukaryota; Viridiplantae; Streptophyta; Magnoliopsida; Fabales; Fabaceae.
CUAGCGGAAUCUGAAACGCAAAACUGUAUUCAUGGCAGCCAGUGGCGGUUGCAGCUUCCUAACAUUAUCGUGUGCAGGUGCGGUGCCAAAUCAACAUGCGUCCCACCCAACAACGUUGUUCGGAGUUUCCCAAUUCCACCAGAGCAAGAUAAAACCACCGCGUAGGUUAGUGGUGGUGGCAGUGACUCAAGGCUCUACCGAAUCAAGCAAGUCCGAUGAAAAAAUCCCUUCUUGGGCCAAACCGGACUCCAAUGAACCACCGCCGUGGGCCCGGGAUGAGCCCAAUAACAAGAACUCGCAACAAGGAUUUGAAAUCCCGUUCUAUGCUUAUUUGCUUGCCUCUGCUAUCACCGCAAUCGCCGCUGUUGGUUCCAUUUUCGAAUAUGUGAACCAAAGACCCGUCUUCGGAGUCUUGUCCUCUGACAGCGUGUUUUAUGCUCCGUUGCUUGGCUUUUUUGUCUUCACCGGCAUUCCCUCCUCGGCUUUCCUGUGGUUCAAGUCUGUUCAAGCAGCUAACAAGGAAGCAGAGGAACAGGACAAGAGGGAUGGCUAUUCAUAGGGUGCUAGUGUUUCUGCAACCACAACUUUUGCUUCUGUGUUCAACACAAUGCCACCAUGUUAUGUUAUUGUAAGUUACAUGAGGAAAUUCCACAUAAUGUCAUGUUGUAUUGUAUGUCACAAUUGAGUGUGAAUAUGAAUAUUCAUGUUGUGUAUGAAUACAGAGAGUAGUACGAUAGCAUAUUUAUUAUUUAAUAUCAUGCCAUUGCAUAGUCUGCGUAA